AUGGCGGAAAACAAAGGAGGAGGCGGCGGCGGGGAGGGGGCUGCCGAGGCCGCGCCGGGCGGCGGUGGCGUCCCGGAGCCUGUGGCCGCCUCCCCCUCCGGCCCUGCGCCCCCCGCGCCCGUCGCCGCGCCCCCCGAGGAGCGGGAGAGCCCGGGCGUGGCAGCGGCGGAGCGCGGUCUGGGGGAGGCUGAGGCCGAGGCGGCGGCGGGGCCCGGCGCCGCGCCGGGGCUGGGUCCGGGGCCCAGCCCGGUUCCCCCGCUGACGCCUGCGGCGCCGGGGCCCUUCUCGCUGCUGGACACCUGCGCUGUCUGCGCGCAGAGCCUGCAGAGCCGGCGGGAGGCCGAACCCAAGCUACUGCCCUGCCUGCACUCCUUCUGCCGGCGCUGCCUGCCCGAGCCCGAGCGGCAGCUCAGCGUCCCCGUGCCCGGCGGCGCCAACGGUGACGUCCAGCAAGUUGGUGUAAUUAGAUGUCCAGUAUGCCGCCAAGAAUGCAGACAGAUAGAUCUGGUAGAUAAUUACUUUGUAAAAGACACAUCAGAAACACCAAGCAGCUCUGAUGAGAAGUCAGAACAGGUGUGUACAAGCUGUGAAGAUAAUGCCAGUGCUGUUGGAUUUUGUGUCGAGUGUGGGGAAUGGUUGUGCAAGACUUGCAUAGAAGCUCAUCAGCGAGUAAAGUUUACUAAAGAUCAUAUGAUCAGAAAAAAAGAAGAUGUAUCUUCAGAGGCCGUGGGAGCAUCUGGUCAACGUCCUGUUUUCUGUCCUGUCCACAAACAAGAGCAGUUAAAACUUUUCUGUGAAACAUGUGACAGGCUGACAUGCAGAGACUGUCAGUUACUGGAACACAAAGAACACAGGUAUCAGUUUCUGGAAGAAGCUUUUCAGAACCAGAAGGGUGCAAUUGAGAACCUAUUGGUCAAACUUCUUGAGAAAAAGAAUUAUGUAAAUUUUGCAGCUGCCCAAGUUCAGAACAGGAUAAAAGAAGUAAAUGAAACUAACAAACGAGUAGAGCAGGAGAUCAAAGUGGCUAUAUUCACCCUCAUCAAUGAAAUCAAUAAAAAGGGAAAAUCUCUCUUACAGCACCUUGAGAAUGUAACAAAGGAGAGACAGAUGAAAUUAAUGCAACAGCAAAAUGACAUCACUGGUCUUUCUCGACAAGUGAAGCAUGUGAUGAACUUUACUAAUUGGGCUAUUGCAAGUGGCAGCAGUACUGCUUUGCUGUACAGUAAGCGGCUGAUAACGUUCCAGUUACGCCAUAUUUUAAAGGCACGUUGUGAUCCUGUUCCAGCUGCCAAUGGAGCAAUACGCUUCCAUUGUGACCCAACCUUCUGGGCAAAGAACGUCGUCAAUUUAGGUAACCUUGUUAUUGAAAAUAAACCAACUCCUAGUUACACUCCUAAUGUAGUGGUUGGACAGACUCCUCCAGGAACAAACCACGUCAGCAAAGCUCCAGGACAAAUCAAUCUUGCACAGCUUCGACUUCAGCACAUGCAGCAGCAAGUGUAUGCACAGAAGCAUCAGCAGCUGCAGCAGCAGAUGAGGGUGGGACAGCCAGCUGCCUCAGUUCCCAGGCAGAGCAGUCCACAAGUCUUACAGCAGCAGCCUCCCAGGUUGAUCAGCAUGCAGACCAUGCAGAGGGGUAACAUGAACUGUGGGGCUUUCCAAGCACAUCAGAUGAGAAUGGCUCAGAAUGCUGCUCGUAUACCAGGAAUACCACGCCACAAUGGACCACAGUACUCCAUGAUGCAACCUCACCUUCAAAGACAACAUUCUAACCCUGGGCAUGCGGGGCCAUUUCCAGUUGUUUCUGUGCACAACACCACUAUUAAUCCAACUAGUCCAACUACAGCAACAAUGGCAAAUGCAAACCGUGGUCCAACAAGUCCAUCUGUUACAUCAAUCGAACUCAUUCCUUCUGUAACAAACCCAGAGAAUUUACCUUCACUGCCAGAUAUCCCACCUAUCCAGCUUGAAGAUGCUGGUUCAAGUAAUUUAGAUAAUCUUCUAAGCAGAUACAUUACAGGCAGCCACCUACCCCCACAACCUACAAGUACCAUGAAUCCCUCCCCAGGACCUUCAGCUCUGUCUCCAGGGUCAUCAGGUUUACCCAACUCCCACACUCCUGUGAGACCACCUAGUACCUCCAGCACAGGUAGCAGAGGAAGCUGUGGCUCCUCGGGCAGAACUGCUGAGAAAACUAGCAUUAAUUUCAAGUCUGACCAAGUGAAAGUCAAACAAGAACCAGGGACAGAGGAAGAAAUAUGCAGUUUCUCAGGAACAGUAAAACAGGAAAAAACAGAGGAUGGCAGAAGAAGUGCUUGCAUGCUUAGCAGUCCUGAGAGCAGCUUGACACCACCACUAUCUACUAACUUGCAUCUGGAAAGUGAAUUAGAUACAUUAGGAAAUCUUGAAAAUCAUGUGAAAACUGAGCCAACAGAUUUAAGUGAAAGUUGCAAACAGUCUGGCCAUAGCCUUUUAAAUGGAAAAUCCCCAGUGCGGAGCCUCAUGCACCGGUCAGCUAGAAUUGGAGGAGAAGGCAUUAACAAAGAUGAUGACCCCAACGAAGACUGGUGUGCUGUAUGCCAAAAUGGAGGGGAUCUGUUGUGUUGUGAGAAGUGCCCAAAAGUGUUUCACCUGACUUGUCAUGUACCGACACUCCUCAGCUUUCCAAGUGGAGAGUGGAUAUGUACGUUCUGCAGAGAUCUGAGCAAGCCAGAGGUAGAAUAUGACUGUGACAAUUCACAACACAGCAAGAAAGGGAAAACAGCACAAGGCCUGAGUCCUGUGGACCAAAGGAAAUGUGAACGUCUCCUGCUUUACCUGUAUUGUCAUGAGCUGAGCAUUGAAUUUCAAGAGCCAGUCCCAGCCUCGAUACCAAACUACUAUAAGAUUAUAAAGAAACCAAUGGAUUUGUCUACGGUGAAAAAGAAACUGCAAAAGAAGCAUUCCCAACACUACCAGACUCCUGAGGAUUUUGUGGCAGAUGUUCGGUUGAUCUUCAAGAACUGUGAAAGGUUUAAUGAAAUGAUGAAAGUUGUUCAAGUUUAUGCAGAAACACAAGAGAUUAAUUUGAAGGCUGAUUCAGAAGUAGCACAGGCAGGGAAGGCAGUUGCAUUAUACUUUGAAGAUAAACUUACAGAGAUCUACCCAGACAGGACCUUCCAGCCUUUGCCUGAAUUUGAGCAGGAAGAGGAUGAUGGUGAAAUAACUGAGGACUCCGAUGAAGAUUUUAUACAGCCACGUAGAAAACGCCUAAAAUCAGAUGAGAGACCAGUACAUAUAAAGUAAUCUAAUGACAUGGACCUAAAAUUUAUUGUAAAAACUGUUAUUUAAGUGUUCCUGGAAUAUUAUCAUGCCUACAGUGGCCAUCUUGAAGAAGCUGAUAGCUUUCUAAACAGUAUUAGAUUACAAAAAACACUUGUACAGAAUAGCAUUCUCAUCAAAAGGGGAAAAAAUGUAUUGUAAAUUUUUGGUAGUUUGUUUUUUUUUAUUUUUCCUUGAUUAUUUGCUAUAUUCUUUAUUCUCCCAAUGGAGGGGACACACUCGCUUACCUUGGGCUCACAGAUAGAUGUGGAUGAAUGUUGAAGGGAAGCAGAAUUAAUAGAUGUUCCAAGUACAGAAGAGACUGCUUAGUAAAAUGCUCUGCAGGACUGGACCAAGGCAGUUACUGUAUCUUGCAUUCAUGCUGGACAGCAGCAUUAACUGUAAGCAGUGUUCCUGAAACCCCCUCUUUGUAUGAACAGUUAGUCAUUGGUCAUUGCUUUUAUCAUCUCAUUUAAGCAGUAUUGUGAAUAACUGAUCUUCUGUGUUGAUCCAGUUAUCUAAAUUUGACUUUAUCCAUUUUAUGUACAGCAAAAGGAAAAAAAAAAAAAUCAUUAAACUGUUCUGAAUUGGCAAGUGCAGGAGUGUGAAUUCUUGACAGGUGAAAGACUCAAAUGGUUGCACCACUCCCUUUCCAGUAGGGCUGUGUAUAUUUAGGGUGAAUCCUCUACACAGAAUGUUUUAGUGGCAUUCAUGGCAAAAUCUUAGCAUUGUGUCAUCUGUUCCUGAUUCCCCCUAUUGAGGCAGAAUGUUAUCUCCAGUAUUCAUUGUCUAAUUUUCUGUACUGCAAAUAUAGACUGAAGAGAUAGUAACUUGUUGCAGUGUUUUUCCAGUCUUCCUAAGUAUCAGUUUCUAAUAGGCCACUUGGCAAACAAUAACCUACUAACUACCAAAUGUGUAAAAUUUCCUGUAUUCACUUUGUCUUAUUUGUAAAUAGUGAAUUGAGAUAUCUUGCAGAUCAGCAACAUUUGCUGAACUGUUUUUAAGAUAAUAUGUAUUCUUAUUAAUUGUUCCUAUCAAGAAAAGAUUUGUAAUAUAUGCUAUUUCUAACAUUGCGUUCAUUUUGAGGUUCUGUCUUAUUUUUAUUAGAGUACUACUUGGAACUUUCUUCAGAAGCAGCUUAUGAGCAAAAUGUCAAGAAAGAUUGGAAUAAAUCUGUUGAGAUUGGCUUACUUGUCCAUCCACUGAACAAAGCACUUGCAUGGACCAGGAUAUGGCUUUGAGUGGUUUCUGGUCAAAUACUGAAAGCAGAACAAUUUUGGGGUUUCCUUGUGUCAGGCAUCUCUGCAGUGCCUUUCCAUUGCAUACUGCCUUCAUGCUGGCAUCUCUGGUUAGAAAGGAGGUCAUUGCAAAGUAAUUCUAGUUUGAAGAGUUGUUCCCUUCUUUACUGGCAGAAAUACUAGAAGUAAUAAAUGUAAUAUCUGGCCUUCAUAUAGGUCACGUUGGACAGACUAAAUUUGCCAUAAGAUUUUGUGUGAAUACAGCAAUUCUGUCGUAAAUCACUGGGGUUUUGGUGUACUUAGCAUGAGCGAUUUCUGUGGCAUAUAUGCUUUACCAUAAUGGUAAAGAUAAAUAUUUUAGCACAGUAUCAAAUUGAGAUAUGCUCUCAACCAUUUUUAUUGAAAUACCUUAAGAUUUAAUUUCUUCUUAUAAGAACCAAGUGUAUGUACAUUGUGACUGUACUUCUUAAAUAAGGGGACUAGAGGUAUUUAUAAUUUCAAGCUUGCUCCUUUAGGUUACACAAAUGUUACAUUUAAAACUCAAACUGGUUUUUUUUUUGUUUCUGAUAUUAACAUAAUGCCAGUCUAAAUUUUUUUGGCCGGUUCAUAAGUGAAAGGAGAAGUAAUUCUACCCAAACAUACUAAAUAGACAAAUAGCAAAAACUUUGCCUGUAGAAAAGAAUGUGUGUGAAUAGGACACUAAUAGUAACAAGGGAUCAUUUAAUGCCUCUGUGUGUUGCCUAUUUAUGCAUUUCUAGUUUCUCAGCUCCAUUUUGCAAAGGAAUAUUAUUAAAAUUAUCACGAAAAGAAGAUUCUGUGAAUUCUCUUCAAUUGGGGUUACAAUUUUUAUGGCACUGAAGAGCUCUAGGUUUCCCUGCCUUCAGGCCUCACCUUUUUAACUGUUCCUAUUCUAAGGCACAAGUCGUGGGUUCAAGUACUGCAGAUAUGUGCUGCCUGAGUUGGAGCACAGGACAACCUUGAUGGCAUCCUAGGCUGGUCAUGGAGCUGAGAAAGGACCAUGCUGCAGAGCUGUGGUCCCAGGGUGGCACAAGCUCCCUGGCUGCUGCAAGGACCAUGCCAUCGUUUUCUACCCAGACCCCAGAGCAGAUGACUGAAGUGUUUUGGGACAGCUUCUCCUUAGGAUGAGGUAGAAAAAAAUUGCCAAACUUUGUAGGCUUGUGACAGCCUGUGUUCUGGUGGUUUGUCUGCAAACCACAAGUGGUGCUAAGCUUAGACCAUGAUUGAGAGUUCAAGCUCUUUUCAUGCACAUAACCCACUGAACUUCAAGAGUUGCUCCUUCCAUUCAGCUCAGGAGUGUUCAUUAGUAGUAUGGGGAAUUUUGUGUGCAAGAAAUCUGACCUGUUCUUUAGAUAAACAAAACUUUAUUUCCCCCAUCUUCCUUUUGGAACUCCCAAUACAACAAUUCGAUGAUUAGUUUGACAUUAGCUAAGUUCUAUUAAAAAAUAUUUGGAGUGUUAGGUAAGCUCUGCUAAUACAUUUCCUGAAUCUGUAGCCUGUAAAUAUUCAUCACAGAACAGAUAAAAGUUUUUCUCAAUCAAAAAAGCUUUUUGAUGCCACACUCUAUGUAACUUGUCCAAGAGCAAAUUGAUAGGGCUUAACAGCCCACUGUGGUUCUCAGAGCAUCUUCUCAGUGCUGGAUGGUGUGUGUGCAAUAUGUGCAAGGGAGAGUGUGCUUUACCCUGGGAAUCAGGGCAUAGCUUACAUCAGUAAAACUUGAGCAGAGAGGAGCUGUGGUGGGUGCUCUGUGUGCCAGCUCCUUGGUCUGCAUGAUUCAGUGUUCCAGCAGGAGAGCAGGGAGACAGCCCAGCACUUGAUGUAGCUGCAUGCUCUCAGUUAAAUACUUGUGAAAAAGACUGUUCAUGUCUCAAAUUUUGUGGUAAAUGACCCUGAAGUUCUAAGUUAAUCCAAAGAAGUAAAAGGCUACUUGCUUUUGAAAGAAGAGUGGAAAGUGUACGGGAUCUGACUUGUGGACUUCCAAUUACCUCAGCAGGUAUCCUGCCAUAUAAUUACUAGUGAUUAGUGAUAACCAGCUGAAUAGGUUCAGGUCUCUUAUUUAACUGCCCUGGCAUUAGGUGGCCUAUAGUAUUGUAAGGCAGAGUUACUAUCCAAAAAAGGAUGUUCCCCAAACUUCAGCAAAUAGAAAUGCCCUGUUAAACGUGGAGAGGUUUGUGCUUUUGUGUGGAAUGUCACCAUUGCUGUUACAACAUUUGACUGUCAGAACAUUUAACACUGGGUCACUGAAGUGUUUUAUAAACAUUUCUCCAAGCCACUGGAACAGAAGUCCUUAAAAUUAGUCCAAAUUUAUCAUUCUGUUGUUUAACCUGGUUUAUUGGCUGACCUCUAAAAGCUUAGGCAAAGGCAACAGUAUUUUAAAGCCAUGUGUGUGAUAUACUGGAAGCUGGCUUUUUCUUGUUUUUCUUACUCUCUUCCUUGGAAAAAGCAAUAAAAGUGCUUUGCCUGUUGCCUAUUCACAUGACAGGAAUCCUUUUCUUUGGAUAGUGAUUUUAUAGGCAAGUUUGUAUGCAUAUCACCAAGUCUAGCUUUUAAAAACAAAAGUGCGCAGGAGUCACUCACAAUAUAGUGUGGCAUUUUAUUUUAAAAAUUGGGGAAAGUUACAUAUUUUUUUAAAAAGUAGGUGUUUGAGUAAAUAACGAAGGUACUUUUUUAAAAAAAAAAUUUAUAUGCCACAGUUUACAUAGACAUAUUUCAUAUUGAACAUAUGCAUUGUAUCUUUAUUUUGUCAAAGUGUGUGUGUACAAUAACUCUUUCAUCUAGUUCCUAUGUUUGCUUGUGGGGCUUCUACUUUAUAUGCUUUCUAAUAUAUCUGAAUUGAAUGAGUUUUAAAAAAAUGAGGUUAAUUUGGGUAUCUUUACUAGAAGUGAACUAUUAAAUGUAUGAAAUACAGUUUUGGCCUUUUCUAUUGAGUGAUCUUACAGCUCAAGGCUGCUUUCUUUAGAAUUUAUUGAAUUUAUACAAGGAGAGGUACUAAAAUAUUUUAUAAGUUUGACUUGUUGCAGCAUUCACUCGAGUGUGAGCUACAUUUUAAAAAAAAAAACAAAGUGCAUGUCUGCUAAUGGUCUGCAAAUGGGAUAUUUCUUAGGUUCAGAACACCAUGAAACUUGUAUAUAAGCCUAUGAAGAUUUGUGCAGUUGAAAGCCUGUUUUACAUGUAAAUGUAUUCAUGGAAGGGUUAAAUUCAUGGCAUUCUUUGAUUAUUUCUCGCUUCCAGUAAUUGAACUGGUUCUUUUUUGCACAUAGUAAACUCCUCUCAUCUUUUACUAUGAUUCUUCAAGAAGUGCUGUUUCUGUGGUAUUGUAUUAUCUGAAUAAUCAUAUUUAACUUUUUUAAAACAAAGUUACCGUUUCUAAUUGUUCUGUUCCUGUGUUUUUUGCUGAUGUGUAAGAAAAAUGUUUUCUUUACAUGGUUAUUUAAUACAUUAGCUGCCUGUAAAUAUUUCUUGUCAAGUGCUCUGGAAUGUGCUGUAGAAGUUGUAUUAGAUCACUUUAAAGCAUUGUUUGAAAGCCAUUUUGUUUUUGUUAUUUCUAUUAAAUCAGAAAAAUUA
This is a messenger RNA of Calypte anna (Anna's hummingbird), 8120 nucleotides long. It is a transcript of the gene TRIM33, whose product is annotated as tripartite motif containing 33. The transcript has 20 exons. Lineage: Eukaryota; Metazoa; Chordata; Aves; Apodiformes; Trochilidae. Gene Ontology annotation, molecular function: zinc ion binding; protein binding. The record is from RefSeq and is a predicted model, not a curated record. The coding region runs from base 1 to 3285 and encodes 1094 amino acids.